AUGGGAGAUCGUCUCUCAGGACUGUGCAGCACCAAUUGCUUGGCGACGCUUGAGCCGAAGCAUUUGGGCCUUUUCGUGCGAGUGGCCGACCUUGCAGGGCAGCAGGGCCUGACAAAGCUGCGGGCCUUUUUGAGAUGCAUAGGCCAGCUGCACGACCGCGCGGAGCACGCAGAGAAGGCUGCUGAGCACUGGCAGAACCAGUGGGAAGAGAAGUACCGAGAGGCUUUGGAGCUGCAGCGCGGCAAGAGCAACGCCAGCUUAGGCUAUGAGGUGCAGAUCUCCGACCUGCAGCAGGCGCUGAGUUUGCAGCGCCGAGCCUGCGAACAGCAGCUCCUAGAGCAGCGCCGGCUCCAGGAGGCCUUCCAGGCUUCGGCAGACUUGCAGAUCUGGCAUCGUCAUGGCCAACAGCAGCAGCUGAGGCAGCUUUGGGGCACCACCUCGGCCCAGCUGGGGCGGUGCGGGGAGCUGGAGAGGCGCCUGGCGCUGGAGCGCGCCGAGAGCCAACGGCUGCAGCAGCGGCUCACCGAGGCCGAGCUGGGCGCUCGAACUGCAGAAGUCGAGCGCCAAGACGCGGCAGCUCGCGCCAAAGACGCGGAGCACUACGCCCUAGAAGCUCGCAAGUACAUCCCAGAGAAGGUUGAUGAAGCACUUGAAGUGCAGAAGGCGCAGCUUAUGGAAGAGAUGCAGACGGAGAGGAAAGGCUGGCAGAAGGAGCUGGCCAACGCCAUCCCGCUGCAGCUGGCAAGAGAGGUGCUGGGUGCCUACGCGGAGCUGUGGCGAAGUGGCUGCGCCGCUUCCCCUGGGCUCCACAGUCAGCGAGCAGAGCGCGCGCUGAGGCGGCUUUUCGACCUGGACGUUUUUGCCGCCGUGAUGCCACCCCGAGAUGAGCUGCUGCAGGAGCCGCUACGCCGUGCUAUGGGUGACGCAGCCGCAAAGGACGUGGGUGAGGCCUUAGUGGCGGAGCUGCGCCGCAGCCACGCCCACGUCCCGAAGGAGCCAGAGGCCUCGAGGCUUGAGGGCUGGUCUCAGCACGGCGGCUCACUUCAACACCUGCGCGACUUGCCGCUGCGUGCCAAAGCAAUGAUAUUGGCUUCUGAAAAUCGGUGA
Effrenium voratum is the source of this 1107-nucleotide messenger RNA. NCBI's taxonomy places the organism in Eukaryota, Dinophyceae, Suessiales, Symbiodiniaceae. The record is from the annotation of a GenBank genome assembly.